AUGGACAGCAACCCCGAAUGCAUUCAGCCGGCAGACUGGCAAGCCGGCCAAGCUGUCCCCGUCUUUCUCAUCCACGACGGCGGCGGCACAACAUUCUCCUACCACUGCUUGGAAUCUCUGAAGCGUCCUGUGUACGGCAUUCAUAAUCCAAACUUCCACAGUGGAGAACCUUUCGAUGGAGGACUCAAAGACAUGGCCAAGCUCUACACACGUUUCAUCACCGAGACUGUCGAGAAACCCGACUUCCCCAAGCGAUACAACUCAGCCGGAAAGAUCCAAAUACUUCUCGGGGGAUGGAGCAUGGGCGGUCAUCUGAGUCUCGAGAUCGCAAAGCAACUCAACCCUGAAGACACUGAUAUCCGAGUCAUUGGCAUUCUUAUGGUCGAUACCAUCUAUCCCUUCAAAUACUCGAGUGAAGAUCGCAAAAGACCCGGUGAAGGUUCGCAAGAGGGCAAGAAUAAGAACCAGAUACUUGCCGAUCGCGCCAUGGCUGAUGCUCGCCGCAUGAUUCAAGCUUGGACUCCCCCAGUAUGGGAUGGGGACUCCCAGGAAGGCCGCCCUCGAAUUUCACUUCUCCGCGCCAAGGAACCCGUGCCGACGAAAGAAGGCCAAGCCGAUAUUGUCGAUAUGAGCCGCGAGGAUCGGAACCUUGGUUGGGAUAUGUACGACAAGAAUCUCUUUGCUGAGGUGGUGGACAUUGAUGGUCAUCAUUACGAGAUAUUCGCGUUCAAGUACAUUGAAGAUAUCUCUGAGAAGAUGAGAGAAGCACUGAAUAGAUUGGAGCAUGCUUCUAGGAAGUAG
This is a messenger RNA of Fusarium coffeatum, 801 nucleotides long. RefSeq lists its product as uncharacterized. The transcript has a single exon. The record is from RefSeq and is a predicted model, not a curated record. Bases 1 to 801 code for a protein of 266 amino acids. Gene Ontology annotation, biological process: biosynthetic process. NCBI's taxonomy places the organism in Eukaryota, Fungi, Ascomycota, Sordariomycetes, Hypocreales, Nectriaceae.